Molecule: messenger RNA, 711 nt
Organism: Cylas formicarius (sweet potato weevil)
Lineage: Eukaryota; Metazoa; Arthropoda; Insecta; Coleoptera; Brentidae
Gene: RpS7
Product: small ribosomal subunit protein eS7
Exons: 4
Coding region: 109-678 (189 amino acids)
Biological process (GO): translation; rRNA processing; ribosomal small subunit biogenesis
Cellular component (GO): cytosolic small ribosomal subunit; small-subunit processome; 90S preribosome
Molecular function (GO): structural constituent of ribosome
Source: RefSeq, a predicted model, not a curated record
GCCAUGAUAAUUUGACAGAUAAGUCACUAUACUGCGGCACUUUGAAUAAGUUGCCCAUCCUGGAAUUAACCUCAAAUUCUUUCAUAAUCUGGGUUUUGGGCAAAGAAGAUGUCCAAAAUAAUAAAAGCUGGAGGCGCUGAGCCCGAUGCGUUUGAAACGCAAGUAGCUCAAGCAUUGCUUGAGCUGGAAAUGAACUCUGAUCUAAAGGCCCAGCUCAGGGAAUUAAAUAUUACUAAAGCAAGGGAAGUCGAAUUAAACAACAAAAAAUCCAUCAUUAUUUACGUGCCGAUGCCAAAGCUGAAGCAAUUCCAAAAAAUACAGACUAGACUGGUGCGAGAAUUGGAGAAAAAAUUCAGUGGCAAGCAUGUGGUGUUUGUUGGCGAGCGUAAAAUUCUGCCAAAGCCAACCCGUAAAACCCGCAUGAAGAACAAACAGAAACGUCCAAGGUCUCGUACGUUGACAGCAGUUUAUGAUGAUAUUUUGGAGGAUUUGGUUUACCCAGCCGAAAUUGUUGGUAAAAGGAUCCGGAUAAAACUAGAUGGGUCUCAGCUGAUCAAGGUUCACCUUGACAAGAAUCAGCAAACUACUAUAGAACAUAAGGUGGAUACCUUUGCAUCUGUUUACAAGAAGUUGACGGGAAGGGAAGUGACUUUUGAAUUUCCAGAACCCUAUCUGUAAUUUAAAAAUUUGUUAAUAAAAUAAUAUCAAGGA